AUGCUCCCACAGUCGCUCUUCUCGAGUUACGGACAGUACAAGACCGACACGGACUACGUCGCCAGCUGGCUGUUGGACACUGCUAAAGGCUGUGGCUAUGUUGUUGCCGAAAGGACAGCGGCGCCUGCAGCUCCACCUCGAUUGAAAGGCAAGGCACGAAAAGCUGCGAAGCAGAAGAGCAAAAUCUCGGGAAAGGAGAGUUCUGAGAGCACCCCAGUGUAUCCGGUCCAGGUCAAGGAACUGCUGCCCCUGGCUGAGCAUAUUGCUCAUGCUAGUACGCCACGACCUGCGGUGCCGCCGUCUUUCAUGAGAAAACUCACACGAGCAAUCGGCCUGCGAAAACAGCAUCAGACCUGGCACCAACACCUGUCCAGCGCGCAGUCUCGAGGCGAUGAGGACGAUGGACACGGUCACUUUAUACGCAUCUUGGAGAAGGUACAGGAGGCUCUACAGUCUUGCAUAGUUCCAUCAGAAGCGUCCGCAGGCAGGACCGUGGCCAGGAACAGCGCGCACAACAUUCCCUUGACUAAUGUAUUCGACACUUUGACGGUAGAAGAGCCCAUGGAUGAGGGCGAUUCUUCGCACGGCCAAGGAGAGAUCCGCACCACCUGCACCGUGAACACCAUGGAUGAUCCGAGUAUCCGCAACCACGAAAGGCUCUUUGCUCAAUUCUGCUUGAUGAUGGACUUGCACAAAAUCCGUACUUAUCUCAUUGAGAUCUGGCGAGUCUAUGCUGAAGGCAAAGAAGACUUGACUGUCGUUGCAAUCACCACCAAUACCGCUAUCGACUUCGUGCGAAACCUGCAGAAAGAUAUCGAAUCCACAUUCUCCAAUCAGGACUUGUCCCAGCGACCGGUCUGUCCAUUGUGUAUCUUCCAGAAGCUGCAGAGUGCCACUGCCACUGCUGAUUCCACCGACGUGUGUCUUCUGAACACUCAUCGGAUCCUCUCCAACUAUAUCAAAGGUUUCCUGGUCGAAUCAGACCCCUUGGAAUACGUACCUGAAGUCAAUCCCCUUUUCUCUGAGCUAUAUGUUCAGGACGAAGGGUACAUUCAAGAUCUCGCAAUCGUCAUGGGCUUUAUUCCUGAGCUUCAGCUCCUGUCGAUCGCGUAUCCGGAAGGGGUACAAGCGGAGCAUGAGAUGUUGAGAGGUCUGCGCCAGCUCAUGCAGCGGAAAGAACCUAUUCUAUGGGUGACCUUUGCAUUUCAGAUGUAUCUGGACAUUCGCCAUGUUCACAAGGAAGACAUAGCCUUCGCGUACGACGACCUCACCGACGGAGCUCAAUCUAUUACCCGCAGUAUCAACGAGGCUCUGACCUGCCGUGGUAAGGCGGCAGUCGGCAAGGGGACGGAGUCGGGCGAUCAAAACCUGAACAGUGUGCUUGAUCUCAUCGAGUACUGGACAGUCCAGGACGUCGUUGCAGAUGCACGACGCUUGCGGCUAAAGGACGAGAGCCGCGCAUCACUACUGCCCAAGCACUAUCUCCUCCAAAGAGAUCCACUCUGGUGUGGACUGCUCCUCUACACCUUUCGCAUGAUCGCGUACGAUCGAGCCAUCGCAGUGGUCGGCAGAUGGGUAUCAAUGUCGAUACUUCCGCUCGCACACCUGUACAACCGUCUACAACAAGGCGAACUGCUAAAAGCUCGAUGGAUGGACAUGGACAGCGUGAUCCGUUCGCAAGGCAUCAAACAUGUAUUCGCUGGUGAUCUACCUUGCUCCGCUGAAGAUUGCACAAAGCGCAUGGCACUCGUCAUGGGGCUUCCAUUGACCAUGUUCGCCCGCAAUCGAAGGAACGUUGUCCCACGGGCCUCAGCAGCAAAGGUGAGAGAGCUCAUAACACAAGUCCCGGUUCAUUACGGCUUCAAAGACCGCCAUUGCGACCGCGGUGGCCGAGUGGAUUUUACCCCAGGUGAAGUCGAAAAGAUAGUCGCGACAAGUCUGGCCGUUCCUCCGCUUGUCAAAGUCAACGACAUCCGCCAACCCUUGAAUCGGCUGACCGUCGCGCUCCACGCAGAAGUGGCCGAAUUGAUGUUCGAUUACUUGAAACUGCACACGAUUUGCUGGGAAAUGAUGCGCCGCCUGGAGGGAGAAUUAGGAUCGAGGGUCUCUGAAUGGUCCGACACUACUCACACUGAGAUUGAGUUGCCUUCAUUCGUAGUAUCUUUGAUGACUGAGCCGGCUGUGAAGAACCCACCGCCGGGCAAGGAAAGCGAACUGCUAAAGGACGCUGGAAGGAUCAUGGACGAAUUGCUGAGGGCAAAAGGCACGGCUGUAAAUCUGGAGGGAAUGCGGUUGGUGAAGAACUCCGCACGCAGGAAGCAGCGCCGUCGGACUGGUGACGUCCCGGCGUUACUGAUGGAGGAAUAG
This is a messenger RNA of Zymoseptoria tritici IPO323, 2367 nucleotides long. RefSeq lists its product as uncharacterized. The coding region runs from base 1 to 2367 and encodes 788 amino acids. The record is from RefSeq and is a predicted model, not a curated record. Lineage: Eukaryota; Fungi; Ascomycota; Dothideomycetes; Mycosphaerellales; Mycosphaerellaceae. The transcript has a single exon.